AUGGAGGAGUCGAGCAGCAGAGAGCAGCAGCCAGCCAGGCGGUGGGCCUGCCUGGUCAGUGGUCGCCGCGUCACUGGACAAGGCGGUCAGGAGGGCGGCCAGGGCACGCCGACUGCCUGUUGGGGCAAGGCGUCGCUGUCACUGCAAGGACACUGGGAGGCUGCCUUGAUAGAGGCGUCUCGUCUGACGAAAGCCACCACAACAGCCAUCCAGCAGACCUACCUUGAUGGCUGGACAAUGACCGCUAGGCCGGCCAGCUCGCCACUCACCUGCUGCGGUCACACCCGUGACUUCACUUCAGCAUGA
Messenger RNA from Rasamsonia emersonii CBS 393.64, 306 nucleotides. RefSeq lists its product as uncharacterized. Lineage: Eukaryota; Fungi; Ascomycota; Eurotiomycetes; Eurotiales; Trichocomaceae. The transcript is spliced from 3 exons. The record is from RefSeq and is a predicted model, not a curated record. The coding region runs from base 1 to 306 and encodes 101 amino acids.